Molecule: messenger RNA, 1476 nt
Organism: Xyrauchen texanus (razorback sucker)
Lineage: Eukaryota; Metazoa; Chordata; Actinopteri; Cypriniformes; Catostomidae
Gene: paqr6
Product: progestin and adipoQ receptor family member VI
Exons: 8
Coding region: 442-1476 (344 amino acids)
Cellular component (GO): membrane
Molecular function (GO): signaling receptor activity
Source: RefSeq, a predicted model, not a curated record
UCCAAUGAGAGUGUGCUCGUGUGCGGAGGGUGGGAUUUCCACUGCUGUUUGUGUUUCUUUACCAAAGAAUGUGAGCCCGAAUGAUUCUCGGGGCUGUCCACUAACUUUAGCUCGUAGUUCGGCCAUGGAUCUGUAGUUGUUCGCGCUUAUUUUUCCAUUAACUGUAAUACUCCGGAUACCAAACUGGCGUCCUCACAUCUCCAACUAACACGCGCCAAUGAUCUCAUAGACCAGAUCAAGCUCAAAGUGUUUCCUGCGUGGCGUGGGGCUGAAGGAGGUCAUGGUUGGGGUUGGCCUCAGUGUGUGAGGUGGGAGUCUGGGGAAGGGAGCCUGUCCCGGAGCCUUGAGUGUACGCUGUGGUGCGUCCUGUAUCUGGGAGGAAGAGAGAGACUCAGACAGGCCUGUCAGAAAGGGAAGGGUGCGUUCCGGCUGCCUAUAGACAUGCUGAGUGUCAGACUUCCACAGCUCUUUGACUUCCACCAGGUGCCAAAGGUGUUUCGAGAGGAGAGCAUAAUGUCUGGAUACCGCCAUCCCAGAAGCUCAGCCCUGGACUGCAUUCUCAGCAGUUUCAGGAUGACCAAUGAGACGGUUAAUAUCUGGACCCACUUCCUGCCAACUUGGUACUUCCUGUGGCGAUUCAGUGUGCUGUGCUUCACCCUUGACUUCCUGUCUGAAAGCUACACCUGGCCACUGCUGGUCUAUAUGCUUCUCAUCUGCCUGUACCCCUUCACCUCCAGCUGUGCCCACACCUUCAGCACCAUGUCACCCGAGGCUCGCCACAUCUGCUACUUCUUCGACUACGGAGCUCUCAGCCUGUACAGUCUCGGCUGCGCCAUCGUGUAUGGAUCUUACGUGAUGCCCGACUGCUGGAUCAACAGUUGGCUUCACCAGUAUUUUGUGCCGAUUGCCGUCGGCAACACACUCUUUUGUACCAGCAUGUCCUGUUACUCCAGGUUUAUAGAGCUGCAGUUUCCACACAGAAGUAAAAUCAUGCGUACAGCUGCAUUUGUUGUUCCCUUCCUGUUUGAUAGCUUCCCUCUGUUCUACCGAAUGCUGUUGUGCUGUUGGGGGAGCUGUAGCCCCAGUGAAGCGCUGGGCAGCCACUCGGAUCAUCUGCUCUUUGCGUUUCUCACAUGUUUUCUGUUUGCUUCUCAUCUCCCUGAGAGACUGGCUCCAGGCCGCUUUGACUACAUCGGUCACAGUCACCAGCUCUUUCACAUAUGUGCGGUGGUGGGCACCCACUUCCAGUUGGAGGCAGUGUUAGCAGACAUGACAUCUCGCAAAGGGUGGCUAAUGUCCCACUCGACUUUACCUUCCUUUUUGGGUACAUUGGGAGCACUAACUCUGGGUGUCCUGCUCAACGUGGCUGUCAUCGGCAUCUUUAGCGCCAGUUUAUUGCAAAAACCCUGCCAACGCACUUCAGCCCCUAGUGCUGCCCACUCACAACAGGCACUUCCUGUGAGGAAGGAGGAGUAA